GGCCGACUACGACGACUGCGCCGACGCCGUGCUAGACGCGCUCUGCGCCGCGGACCUGGGCGCGCUGCUGGCGCCGCGCGCGGAGGCCGCGGCGCGCUAUACGCCGGCCGUCGAGGUCGACGUCGACGGCGCCGCGACGCCGCUGCGCGACGUCGACGCCUGGGCCACGGCCUGGGAGGACUCGGCGUCGACGCCCGCGGCGCGGCGGCGCGAGGCCGACGCGUCCGCGGCGUUCGAGCGGCUCGUCGUGAGCCGCGGCGGCCGCCUCGCGAGCCCCGCGCCGCGGUCCGCGCCGCCGCCGCGGCCACCGCCGGCCAAACCAUUGCCGCCGAGCGCGCCGCCGAGCGAGCGCAAGAAGAAGGGCACCCCGUCCAAGCCCGCGAAGCCCCAGCUCCUGUUGAAGCGGGCGACGGACGAGCCCGCCGCGGAGCCGCCGCGCGACGACCCGCCGGACGAGCCCGCGGACGAGCCCGGCGCGCGCGUCGCGGCCUGCGAGGCGCUGGCAAACACCGCCGCCGCCGCCGCCGUCGGCGCGCGGCUCCGGAGCCGCCUGGGCGGGCCCGCGGCGACACUCGGCGCGGUCCGCGGCGACUUUGCGAGGGCGACCGCGGCCGACGACCGCGGCAACCUCGUCGCGCUCGUCGGCGCGCUGGAAAGGGAGAUGGCGCGGGCGGCGUCGGCGCCGCCGACGUCGACGCCCGACGACCUCAACUACGCCGCGGAGCGGCCCGCCGUCGACGACGCGACCGACGGCGACCGCGACGACGCGGUGCCCUGGCCCGUGGCGGCCUUCUUCCGCCAGAACAGGGGCGUCUGCGACGGCUGGCUCGAGAGCCUGCGGGGCGACGCCGCGGCGGCGGCGGCGGCGGGCGGGCGCUUCGGCGACGGCGCGUAUCACGCGGAGCGCGCCGCGGCGGCCGCCGCGGCCGCGCCGGAGCCCGGGGAGGCCUUCGACGGCUACGUCGCGCUCGCGGCGGUGCACCGCGUCGGCCUCGGCGACGGCGACGGCUGCGACCAGCUCGCCGCGUGGCGCGCGGAGGUGUUGGGGGGAGGCGCGUGGUGGCUGGAGGCCGCCGGCGACGUCGCGCGCGGCCGCCACGGCGCGGCCGCGGCGGAGCUCGCGGCGCGGCUCGCGGACCCCGCGGCGCCGGCCUGCGCCCUCGACCUCGGCGCCGAGCUCGCCGCGCGGUGCCGCGCGGCGCUCGGCGACGCGCGCGACGUCGCCGUGGCCCUCGACGCCAC
Molecule: messenger RNA, 1242 nt
Organism: Aureococcus anophagefferens
Lineage: Eukaryota; Pelagophyceae; Pelagomonadales; Pelagomonadaceae
Exons: 1
Source: RefSeq, a predicted model, not a curated record